GUCCUCCGCUGCUACUUCUCCCCCUUCUACCGCUGAUGCUGCCAGCAGUACCAACACCGGUAGCAGCAACGACAGCAGCACCAGCGGCAGCAGCUUCCAGGCCGCCCUCACCGCCUACCGCAUCCGCGCGGGACUACACGUGGAUCCGGAGCAGGAGCAGCGGGCGGCGCAGUUGUACGAUGAAGGAAUGGAGCUGUUCAAGUCCGGGGAACUAAGAUCUGCGUACGACAAAUUUGUACAGGUGCUUGCGCUGGUGCCUGUGAAGAGCAAGCAGGCCAUCCUGCUCGACAGCGCGGGGCAGGGGCAGGAGGCGCAGCGACUGUACCGCAGCGUGGCAGGGCACAGCGUGGCGCAGGUUUCCAAGAAGGCCAGGCAGAUGCUGUUCGGCUUCGAAGCCAUGACCUUUAUGAAGGCGGACCAGUUCAGUUACGGAGUCAAGAAGGCCGAGUACGACAAGUACUUUAGGUACGGCAGUAUGGCAAAUGUGUUGGGUCAGACUGGCUGACACGACGCUUACGUGUAUGAGACGAGUCGCGGCAAGGCGACAGGGAGAAGGGGUGAUUGAAGGCAUACGACAGAUGUACGACGAUUGCAAAUGGCCAUCGUACUGCAGGCUACGGCAGGGGGCGAAUUGUGACAGCGGCCCCAAGAUGGAUCCUGGAGAAUGGCUCUAGGGACACCAGCAAAAACAUGCAUGCCAUCCCCCACCUCUCCCAUCAACCCCACCCCACCCGCCA
Molecule: messenger RNA, 737 nt
Organism: Astrephomene gubernaculifera
Lineage: Eukaryota; Viridiplantae; Chlorophyta; Chlorophyceae; Chlamydomonadales; Astrephomenaceae
Source: the annotation of a GenBank genome assembly